AUGAAACUCAUUGCCACUCCAUAUAUGAUUAAAAACAGUUAACAACACAUAACACAACAUAUAUUAUAUUAAAACUGUUUAAUAAAACUAUAAAAAAAACUAUUGUUUUAUUUAAUGUUUAAUUAUUAUUAUUAUUAAAGUGUCUGUUAUUUAUUAUUUAUCCAUGGUCAUAUAAUUGAGUAUAUGUGCGUGCUCAUUUCUACUUUAUUAUUUAUAAAUAACAUAUCUAUAUACAUUUACUUUAUAUAUUAGUAAACACACCUUGUUGGUUUUUUGUUUAUUGUGUUGUUUGUGUGUUUUUUUAAAAAUAAUAAAUUGAUCCUAGUGAAAUUUUUUAAUUACUAAAUUAAUUAAUUAUAAUUAAAAUUAUAAUAUACAAUCAUGGCCGAUGAUGGCGAAGAGUUUGAAUUUGAAUACACCAAGGUAACCAAAACAACCCGUACCAUAAACCAGCGCCGACUAUCCCAGCGCCAGGAAUCGGAGGAUAAGGCACCCGAACCGAAAUUCCGGACCCUAUACGGUCGCGAUCCGAAAGAGUUCGAGAAUGUCGACGUCGAAAAACUGUUGGGCCAAUUGACGGCCGACGAAUUGGCUCAGCUGAGCGAAGAAGUAGAUCCCGAUGAUAAUCUGUUGCCGCCGUCGCAACGAUGCAAAGAUCAGACAUCCAAGUCGGCUACCGGUCCCUUAAAUCGUAAACAACUGUUGACUUUUCUGACAAAGUUUGCACAGGAACAGGAAGACUGGCCAGAGCUCAAGCCGUUCCAGUCCGGAGUCAAACGGGGCAAAAUAUUUGAACCAAAAGAACAGGAGACCACCAAUUCGUCGGACGAGAAGAUCAUACUGGACUUGGAUGACGGCACCGAAGAAGCAUUGGACGACGCCAGCGAAGCCGAUCUGGUUGAUCUGGCCGGCAUACUUGGCCUGCACUCGAUGCUCAAUCAGGACCAGUUUCACAAUUCAAUCUUGAAUAAAGGCCAACGUCUGGGAACCGAUAAAUUUGAAUCGAUUGUUAAGGCACCCGUACCCCGAAAAUUGCCCUUCGAACCGGACAAUAUUACCGAUCCGGAAGCUACCGCCAAACAAGUGAUAGCCAACGAUCCCAAUCUAACUGAGCUUAACUGGAAUAACAUAAAGUUUGUGCCGCGCGAAACAUUCAAGAAAAUGUUUGCCGGUCUGAAACAGAAUACACACCUGAAGACACUACACCUAUCGAAUACGGGACUAACCGACGGUCCGGCCGAAGUACUGGUCGAAGCGCUCAAAGAGAAUACAACGUUGCGUACGAUAUCCUUGGAGUCUAACUAUCUGAGCGGUCCGAUGUUGCGUACACUGAUUCAGGCACUGUUAGUUCAGCAGCGGGUACUGGAAUUUCGGGCCUGCAAUCAGCGGCCAAUAGUUAUGGGCAAUCGUAUCGAAAUGGAAAUUGCCAAAGCUGUCGAACAGAAUAAGACACUGUUGCGGUUAGGGCUGUGCUUUGAUGUGCCCUGUGCCCGGCAAAAGGUCACCGAUCACAUACAGAAUAAUAACGAUAACAUUCGUCUCAAAAGAAUUGGUUCUUACGAAGGAUAAUAGGAUUUAAUUAUUUUUAUUAUUAAUUAUUACUAUUAUUAUUAAAUAAUUGCCAUUUAAUUA
Messenger RNA from Oppia nitens, 1632 nucleotides. It is a transcript of the gene tmod, whose product is annotated as tropomodulin-like. The transcript is spliced from 4 exons. Gene Ontology annotation, molecular function: tropomyosin binding. Bases 382 to 1569 code for a protein of 395 amino acids. Gene Ontology annotation, cellular component: myofibril. The record is from RefSeq and is a predicted model, not a curated record. NCBI's taxonomy places the organism in Eukaryota, Metazoa, Arthropoda, Arachnida, Sarcoptiformes, Oppiidae. Gene Ontology annotation, biological process: pointed-end actin filament capping; myofibril assembly.